AUAAUUAAUUUUUUAUCAAUCAGCUCUUUCAGUUCUUUGAUUAUGACUGCGCGUUUGCGCAUUGCGAUCGAUUCCGAGUAAUAGAGAAAUCCGGGUAACCUAACCUUCUAGACCUUCCCGACGUGGACGUGUCGUGUACGCGCGCCGCGCCGCACCGUGCCGCGCGUACAUACGAUGUACUUACAGUAUACAUGUGUUUUAAUUAGCGAACUUGACGCGUGUCAAACAGCUGGGAAUGUUCCGCGAGCGGCGUCCGUUUUAUAGCUUGUUGCUCCGUGUCUCGUGUUCCGAGUUAGAUUCCGAGAUUUUUUAUUAUUUUCUAGCGAUAUUAAAAACUCGGUGCGGUUUCCGUUUUGAUUGUCACUUUGAAGCGGGAUGUCUGCUGGCAACAUAUGUGUGUACCGCGUAGCGUGUGCUGAGAGAGAAAUGUAAACAGUUACUGCUGUAGAGCUUGGAAAAUAUAAUUGAGAGAUUCGAACCCAUAGGAUCGGCACAGCUCUAUUAUGCUGCCACUUUCGCACAGUCCGCGCGACUCGCGUUCCAACUUCCGCAGUAGAGUGAAGGAGAAGCUGCUGGGUUGGAAACGUCUCAUCUUCUCUGAUCCAAACACUCGGAAUUUAUUUUUGUUCCUGCUUCUUAAUCUGUCCUUUGCCUUUGUCGAGCUGCUGUAUGGAAUGUGGACCAACAGCCUCGGUCUCAUCUCCGACAGUUUUCACAUGUUUUUCGAUUGCACUGGCCUGCUGUUUGGCUUAGCGGCAUCUGUGAUUACCAAGUGGCGAGCGAACGACAGAUACUCGUAUGGCUACGUCAGAGCCGAAGUGUUAGGUGGCUUUGUAAAUGGACUGCUUCUGUUGUUUAUUGCCUUGUUCAUUAUGUCGGAGGCAGUGGAACGAGCCAUUGAGCCACCAGAAAUCAAGCAUGAAAGGCUCUUUGUAGUCUCUGUGCUGGGGUUGAUAGUGAAUUUAAUAGGAAUAUGUGCAUUUAAACAUGGACACGGUCAUGGACAUGGCCAUGGACAUGGACAUGGUCACAGUCAUAAUCAUGGUGGGAUGGGACAUCACAGUCACUCUCAUCCUCAUAAUCAUGAGUACUCCCUGCUGAAUCACAACUAUGACCAUCACAUUGACUUGGACAUGUCCUCCAGUGGCGCAAACUCUCAAAUCAUGAAGGGCGUGUUUCUGCAUAUACUUGCAGACACCUUGGGUUCUGUAGGAGUAAUCAUAUCCGCGGUGCUAAUGCAAAUGUUCGGUUGGAUGAUCGCCGAUCCAAUUUGCUCUAUGCUCAUUGCAGUAUUGAUAGUGUUAAGUGUAGUCUCUUUGAUGAAAGAAUCAUGGGAGAUACUCAUGCAGAGACAGCCAGUAGCUCUGGAUCACAUAUUGCCGCAGUGCUAUAAUAAGGUGACGCAGAUACCCGGUGUCUACAGUGUACAGGAACCACACUUUUGGACUCUAUGCUCGGACGUGUAUGUUGGAUGCCUGAAAUUGGAGGUAGCCAGAGAGGUAGACCCCAAAUCUGUUGUGAUAACGACGCAAAAGAUUUUCCAGGCGGCAGGCGUCAGACACCUCACGAUCCAGUUGGAUUACGCUCCUAUGUGAUCUAUGAGAGGCAUAACGCGCGUCACAGAGCGUUCUUAUGGAUAUAACGGAAAUAUAUCUAUCUGCAGGCUCUGUCAUCAAGAGACGAGAAGCACGACAGUGCCGCAGAAUGUCUUCGCUACAUCAAAAAUCUGUGAUUGUGCACUCGAAAAUGGCGAUCAGUAUCAUCUUGGACUACAAAUCGUUUGAGGAUCGCGCAUGCCUUAGGAAAAAAAACUGCUAAUGACGAAAAAUAAUUCCCAAGAAUUUCUAACCGAAUCAAAUUACUAGCUUAAAUCGUUUCUAAAACACGAUGUAUGAUAAAAGAUGUAUUUCUUAUCUUGAUAUUAGAUAUUAAAAAAACGGUCAGUUACAUUCUCUUUUCUGGAA
Pogonomyrmex barbatus (red harvester ant) is the source of this 1964-nucleotide messenger RNA. RefSeq names its product solute carrier family 30 member 7 (gene ZnT86D). NCBI's taxonomy places the organism in Eukaryota, Metazoa, Arthropoda, Insecta, Hymenoptera, Formicidae. Gene Ontology annotation, biological process: zinc ion import into Golgi lumen; intracellular zinc ion homeostasis. The record is from RefSeq and is a predicted model, not a curated record. Gene Ontology annotation, cellular component: cytoplasmic vesicle; membrane; Golgi apparatus. Gene Ontology annotation, molecular function: zinc ion transmembrane transporter activity.